Molecule: messenger RNA, 729 nt
Organism: Rhinocladiella mackenziei CBS 650.93
Lineage: Eukaryota; Fungi; Ascomycota; Eurotiomycetes; Chaetothyriales; Herpotrichiellaceae
Exons: 2
Coding region: 1-729 (242 amino acids)
Source: RefSeq, a predicted model, not a curated record
AUGUCGGGACCUCCCUACAACAACCUCAAGUAUUACACAACCACCACGCCCAAUGGUUUGAAAGGCGCCAUUGUCCUAGAGGAACUAAGUCUCACGUACGACCAUCAGCUCAUCGACAUCACGAAGAGCGCGCAGAAAGAGCCCUGGUUCAUCGAGAUUAAUCCGAAUGGCAGAGUCCCUGCCUUGACGGACGGAGACCUGAAGGUCUUUGAGUCCGGUGCUAUCAUGCUAUAUCUGACCGAUAUGUACGAUCUGGACAAUACUAUUUCGUACAAGUAUGGCACGCCAGAGUAUUACGAAAUGGUAUCGUGGCUGAUGUUCCAGAUGGGAGGAAUCGGGCCGAUGCAAGGACAAUGUCACCACUUCCGCGUCAUGGCCCCGGUUCAUUCUUCCUACGGGAUCAAGCGCUACACGGAUGAAACGAAUCGGCUCUAUGGCGUGCUGGAGUCGCGUCUCUCCCAAGCCGACUGGCUAGCCGGAGACAAAUACACUAUCGCGGACAUCGCAAGUUACUGCUGGAUUCGAGUAAGUCCACUAGUCCUCGACUUCGACCUCAGUGAGUGGCCGAGUGUGGAGAAGUGGGUGCAGAAGAUCGAUGCUAGACCUGCGGUGGCGAGGGCGAAGAAGAUCCCAGCGUCUCCUCGGACAGAAGAGGAGUUGAAGGUAUUCUUCCGGUCGAUGAGGGAUCGACUUGAUGCCAUGAAGAGCUCUGAAAAAGCAAACUCUUGA